AUGCCCACAAACGACUUGCACGUCGGUAUCGUGGGUGCUGGCAUUGGCGGUGUACUCUGCUCAAUCGCUAUCGUGCGAGCUGGUGGGAGAGUCACUAUCCUAGAGGCGGCACAGCAGCUCGGCGAGAUUGGCGCUGGCAUACAGAUGACUCCCAAUGUCUCCCGACUGCUGAUACGCUACGGAAUCGACAAAGUCAUCGGCAACGACCUCGUCCGAUUCAGCGAACUCAACAUGCGACGCAAAGACGGCACCAAAAUCGGCUACACCAAGAUCCAGCGGGUCGAAGAAGCCACCGGAUCACCUUGGUGGCUUGUCCAUCGCCACCACCUGCACAACGGUCUUGUUGAGGUCGCACGGCAAAGUGGUGUCGAGAUCUUGAUUGACAGCAGAGUCUCGAAGCUUGAUCGACUGCAGACUGGCAAAGUUGCAGUCGAGACGGAGAAGGGUCGGGAGUUUGAGUUUGAUCUUGUCAUCGGUUCUGAUGGCGUUCAAUCGAUUGUACGAAGGACUUUGUUUCCAGAGGUGAAACCUCGGCCACCAACGGGGAACUGUGCGUUUCGAGCUAUUGUGCCGUAUGAGGAGGUUCGGAAAGAUCCAUUGACGAGAGAACUUGUUGAAGAUGAGAAUGGGAACUUGAUUAAGACGAUGGAGGUGUGGAUGGCUCCUACGGGAUAUAUCAACGCAAAAGACUUCAACAUGGUCUUGAGUCAUUUCCGGGACCCGCCGGUGGAUACUGUCUGUCCUGUCGACCUCGAAGAAGUCCGACGACAGUACGAUGGCUACGACCCCAGGAUCCGGCGAAUCAUCGAGAAGAUACCACCUGGUGUGUCUCGAUGGCCGUUACUCGUCACAGGCCCGCUUGAAUCUUGGUCGAGCCCAGAGAAGAACAUUGUCCUGCUCGGAGAUGCAGCGCACUCCAUGACCAACCACAUGGCUCAAGGAGCUGCGACAUCGAUGGAAGAUGGCGCAUUCCUCGCCCGAUGUCUCAGUCUGGUGAUUGGUGGCAAAGCGACGGUUGGAGAUGCCGUCACUCUCUACGAGAAGGGCAGGAUGCCCAAGGCCAGCUACAAGCAGCAGGUGUCCUUCCUAAACGGCUGGAUCUGGCACCUACCGGAUGGACCCGCGCAGGAAGCUCGGGACAAGGAGAUGGAGCCAGAAUUGCGAGGCGAGGUACCCAUGAGGAGUCCGAACCUUUACGGUGAUCCUGGAUGUGUGCAAGAGUGCUAUGGGUAUGAUGCCGAGAAACACGCCGACUUUGAGAUAUCGGCUUUCUUAAACGACGGACGAGCCGUAAGGGAUGGUGCGGCGAUUCAGCAGGAGCGGGCUGAUCAGAUUGCCAAUUGGUUCCUGCCAGAUGGAGAGCAUUACAAGAUUGCGUCAAGGUUGUAG
Saxophila tyrrhenica is the source of this 1389-nucleotide messenger RNA. RefSeq lists its product as uncharacterized. Gene Ontology annotation, molecular function: FAD binding; monooxygenase activity. The record is from RefSeq and is a predicted model, not a curated record. The transcript is spliced from 3 exons. Bases 1 to 1389 code for a protein of 462 amino acids. NCBI's taxonomy places the organism in Eukaryota, Fungi, Ascomycota, Dothideomycetes, Mycosphaerellales, Extremaceae.